Messenger RNA from Apiotrichum porosum, 501 nucleotides. RefSeq lists its product as uncharacterized. The record is from RefSeq and is a predicted model, not a curated record. Bases 1 to 501 code for a protein of 166 amino acids. Lineage: Eukaryota; Fungi; Basidiomycota; Tremellomycetes; Trichosporonales; Trichosporonaceae. The transcript has a single exon.
AUGGGUUCCCCUUGUGACGAGGAUCGUCCAGUCUCGCACUGGUCGGUGUCUACUCUUUCGUUGCACUCUCAGUCCACUGCCAUGCGUAGGACGUCGGUGUGGGGCAGGCUCUCAUUUCGCCACUCUGGCCGAGACUCGACAACAUCCCCACCGGACAAGUUGAUGAGGCAUAGCACUCCUUACUACCCCAAUUCUUCCAACCGUAGCUCAUUAUUAUCCCUUUCAGGUGCAUCGUCCAUCUCGAGUAACACUGGUGUAAAUGGCCACGACGACGAGGUAGUUCACCUUCGCUGGCCGCGACACGCCACCUUGGCCAAACUAUCCGGUCGCUCCUGUUCGGAGUUUGAACCCUUCGUCGAGUCCCAGCACGAGUCGCCGCUGCCCACGUCCUUCCACGGUUACCCCGAGUACUGCAUAGGAGCCGUGGGGUCUAUUCCUCCUGCCCGUCCCAAGCGCACGGCCGACACAUAUACCAUUCGCAAGCCCACAUCGUCCUUGUGA